AUGGUGGCGACAGGAACCUGCAACGCAUCAACUGUUGUCGGUGUCCCGCCAUGUGCGGCAGCAUCUCUUUUUUCUGAUGUUAUGUUUAUGAAGGAAUUUGGUGUCUCGGGACUUAUGACAUGUUGCUUACAGGAGAAUGCCUGCAAGCCAACGGACAUUGGAGCCGUGCGCCGCAUAACACUCAACAUUCCAAUGUACGUGGACAAAGUGCUUCGCGAAAAACUCAUAGAGGUAACUAAUGGAGCUCAUCAAAUGAUUUCUCGCAUGGAGUAUUUGCCAUGUGCAUGUGAUGAUAGGCGGCGCUCACCUUUCGGCUUCGAUGGAACACGUGUACUAAAAAGCGCCGUUACGACAUUCACUGUUACCAGAGUGACAACUAACCCUAACAAGUGUUUCGUAGAUGUUUCCACUAACUUCACAGUAGACGUGGCUCUCCCACCUGAGGGAACGGCGAGUACGAAGGAUGAAGUUUUAUUCAAUGAUAUCAAGCACUUUUGGCAGCAGUAUGUAGAACGAACUGUUCUGGCGGCUUCCGAGUAUCUUCUUUCGAUAGCCCUUCCGCGCAUAAAGCGGUCUGUCGAGGCAAUGUAUGACUCCGCGUAUCAUGACCUAGAAGAGGCUGUGUGCCGUCUGUCUGUGAACAGGGGCAAAGUACUUGAGCGUCCCGAAAUUUUGAGGAUCAUGGAAAAGGCCCUUGAUGCCUGGUCACACACCAGACGUGAACUCAAGCACCAGGAAAUGUUGAACCAUCGACUUGAGGAUGACUUUCAAGGUGCGAGAUUGGUGGCCGCUGCUGCAGCUUCUGCGGCUGCUGCGGCAGCUGCGGCGGCAUCGGAGAGCCAACAGAAGGAGCAGGAGUAUGUUGGGGUAUCAGCGGUUGGAAAAGCAGCAGAUCUUCCGCAACCGCGUGUCUCCGUGACGAGUGCUGGCAGGCGCCCCACUACUAAUAUAGAUGGUGGUAAAACAAUUUCAGGUGAGAGUGCCGCUGCUGAAACUAAAGCAGUGGAUGAAGGCUCAGAUAUAAUUGAGCACAAUCCAUUCUUCUCUCCCACUGGUGGGCGAACUCUCAGUGUUCAUCAAGUGGACGAAGAGGAAAAGGUGCUGAAUAAGGAAGCAUUAGAACUCGCAGCGCGUGAAGCGAGGUUGCAGGAUAUCAGCGCCCUAAUCGAGAGCUUCGUGACGGAUAAAGGCCUUGUCGACGAAGUGACCGCACAUGCGUUGUUUACUAAACUGGAUGUGAUGAGGAGAGGCUACGUCACUGAGCAAGAAGUUGUCAAGGUUCUCCGACAAUUGGAUCCACUAGGGGUAUACGAGGACAGAAAUGGGGCAAUGAAGAUGUUAGCCGCGUACCGAGAAGCUUUAAGUGUUGGAGUGUACAACAAGCAAGGUAGUGAAAAGGUCGAUUCUCCUCAUAGUAAAGGAUUGCAGAGUGGUGAUGACAUGGAGCAAGUCAGUUUAAUGUGCCAACCAUCCACCUUUUGUUCUGUCAAGGGUGGUUCAGGGUUCCUACCGGUGUCUGAUGAACUGAAAUCAGUGGAAGGGAACCGAGCCACCCUUAGCGCAGUGUUGCGACGUUAUUGUAACUUGAAAGAGGCAAUGCAAGAUGACGCGGUUAGGGCACGAGCGUCGGAGAUGUUACACAAAUACGCGUUUAAGGUUCGUGGAAGGCUCCACUACGAUGAGUUCUGCCUCAUGAUGCUACACGUUUUGAAGGAUUACUAA
Molecule: messenger RNA, 1722 nt
Organism: Trypanosoma brucei brucei TREU927
Lineage: Eukaryota; Euglenozoa; Kinetoplastea; Trypanosomatida; Trypanosomatidae
Exons: 1
Coding region: 1-1722 (573 amino acids)
Source: RefSeq, a predicted model, not a curated record